Molecule: messenger RNA, 4000 nt
Organism: Tribolium castaneum (red flour beetle)
Lineage: Eukaryota; Metazoa; Arthropoda; Insecta; Coleoptera; Tenebrionidae
Exons: 9
Coding region: 162-3671 (1169 amino acids)
Biological process (GO): organelle organization
Cellular component (GO): cytoplasm
Source: RefSeq, a predicted model, not a curated record
CGUCCAAUAUCGACGCCAUGUUGUCAAUGUCGCCCAAAUGUCAAAACAAUCAACAAAAGUUGUUUAAAUUUGUUAAAAACCAUGUAAUUAAGUGUGUUUUCAACGAAAUAAACCCAAGUGCGUGUUUGUGGUGACCAUUGGAGUGUCCGUAUUAGUUUGAAAUGGUUCGGGUUAUCUCAGUGCACCAUUUCGCCGGCCAGCACAUUCAAACCGUCGAACAACCCACGGCAUGUUGCGUUGCGCCCCCCGAUAAGCUGCUCCUAGCCCUCACCAGCAACUGCAUCGAGGUGCGGGAUCUGAAGAACGAGUCCGAUGUCUUGUUCACGUUCCCGUCAGUUGAUGAGGUUAUCCAGAUCGUGCACUGUCGCAACGGCGAUUUUGUGGCGACGCUCGAGACCAAGUUCAAUCGACAGAAUAAGGACACGAACUUCGUCCGGGUUUACAUUAAUUGGGACAGUGUUGCGGCGUUGCAACAGUCGAAGAUGACGAGCAGUGGGGUGAGCUUGGGGGCCUCCGAGUGCGGGAUGGUGCAGCCCAUGCGGGCGAGGAUCGCCGGGAGGGUCACCCCCACGACGAAUCAGUCGGAGUUGGGGAGUCUGGAGAUGAUUGAAAUUCCAGUUAAACGCAAUCCGAAUUAUAUCGAGUGUUGUCAAGUCUCUGGCAAUUUGGUGAUUUUGUCGAAUCGAAUCAUCAAUGUUUAUAAAUUUCAAGUGAAGACGCACGAUAUUUCAAGGAUGAGGUUUAUUGAUUUUGAAGAGAUGGGGUUUUGGCUGGAGUUGACGUUUUUUCCGCAACAGAUGGCGUUGUGUGAAAAUUACAUAGCCUGCAUGAAUCGGGAUAAUAUGUAUUUGUUUAAGUUGGUGGAUGAAGGGGGUGAGGGGGUAACGACGGGGGAACACGAUUUUAAUUUUGGACAUGGCAACGACGAACCCAUCGACUUUGCAAAACUCAUCAACGACGAAACCUUCGGUUCUACAAAAACCAAACUCACGGUACACCUCCCUUCCAUUGUUCGCGAAAACAGCAUAAUCCACAAACACAGCCCUUUCACGUUCACCGAUAGAGAAAUGGCGGCCAAAAUCCACCCCAACUCGCCCUCCGACCCCAAACUACCCCAAAUAGUCAACUUGAUUCAACUCAAACUGAUCCCGAUUUUGGUCGAAAACGCCCAACGCCAAAUAACCGAAGAGUUCAAAUGCAUGAUUUUGAAGCCAGUUUACAUUGACGAAAAUUUCACCAAAACCAAAGACACCAAAACACUGACAAGUGACUACCGGAAGUGUCUCAGCAGUGUUGUGUGCAUGGUGGCCACACAACAGGAAGGCUAUUUGCACUAUUUUUGCGAAAAUGAGGUCGAAAGUGACCAUUGUGUGGCCGUGUACCCGUUUACGGCCCCCGUGCAGAGGCUAGUCAUGGAAGACUAUUUUUUGCACGCCUUAACCGAGACCGGCCUUGAGAGUUACACGCUACGUUUCGGACAUAAACUCUUCAGGAGUUUCGAAAUCGUGGACGAUGUUAAUGUUGCAUGUCCAUCAAUCAGCGAUGCUAUUUGUCUAGUGGGGCUCCGCCCCUUUUUGGGGGUGGAGCAAAUUCUCUUGUCGGAACACAAUCUAGUCCUCCUUGCAAAUUCGGAAAGUUCGCCAACUCAUUCGGUCAGUUCGAACAGUAGUUCGAACGCUUCCUAUUGGACAUUGUAUAAUCUAGAACUGCCAACACCUAAAACUAUUUUCAAUGACAUUUCAAUCCUGGCCAAUGCGCAUCGAUUUACGUCAUCGCAGACGUACUGUCAUUUGAUGAGCGAAGCUCACGUGAUCUUGAGGGUGGCGCUUGUGUUGAAGAAAUGGGGCGCGGUCGAGGAAAAUGUCAAAUUGAUAAUUCCCGUCAAAAGUAACAUUGAUGAUGUUAUCGAAACGUACAGAACGUCGUGUGCCCUUUUGGCCGACCAUUACAUAAUGUGUGCCAGUGAAGAGGAUUUUAAGUUGGCAAUACCGUACUACAAAAUGGCGCGAGUUCUUCCAUCCGAAGUGUUACGAAGAGUGAAAAAAGUACAAGAACAAUCGAAUAAUUACGUAACUAAAGGUUUAAUGCAUUAUUUGAAAUCGGUUUUACUGGAAAUUAAACAUAGUUGGGAAGCGGAUAAAUUUUUUACCAGCGGUUCGAAACAGAAUUUCGCUGAAACGAUUUUGGAGUUGUUGGAGAAUCACAAUUUUGAGGAUUUGCCUAAUUUGAUAUUGAAAAGUAGCAUUUUGAGGGAGUAUUCCACGGAUAAGUUGAUUCACAUUUUGACAGAGAAAUUGUCCAGUGAGGGCUCAAAAUUGACAGAAAAACAUCUCGCACUUGCCGUUUUACACACCCAAAAGUGCAACACAUCGAAAUCACACGAAUCGCUAGCGAAAAUACCCGAAAGCGAACUUUUAACAUCUUUGCAAACCAACUGGGAGUUGCUUUUUGACACAACCCAGAGUUUUCAAGGCAAAACUAAAAUCGUGACGACUUUUUCCGAAUUUGCCGUCGUCUUGAUCACCUCACACCCUGAUGUUUUGAGCGAAAGUUUGGUUUAUUUAAUAAUGGAGAAGAAAGCAAUCAAUUUAAAUAAACUAAUUAAGGUUUUUCUCGAGUAUUUACCCUCAAGUAUCGGCAGCGAUAGCAGUACUGCUAGUCUAGUCCUGCAAAAAACCCUAGAAUUGUAUUUCCAGAAAUAUUUCGAAAAAUUUGGCGAUUCCGAUAUUUCGAAAAUUAUCUACGAAAGAGGGGCCAACGAAGCGAUGAAAUUAUUAGUUCGUUCGUAUUUAUCGCAACUCCAAAUCUUCCAGUUGAAGGAAGACAAUAAUCGAAGAGAUGAAAUGUCGUCAAGUUUCAGCAAACUGGAACGCGAGAUUUUAGGCGAGAAUGAGGAAAAAUCAAAGUAUUAUUUCGACGAUAAGUUGGACAAAAACUCGGAGAAUUACCUGUUCUCCCAAUUUCGGUUCAGUUAUCUCGAUAAAAUGCCGCCGUUUCAAAUCGAGAUCACAUCGAAGUUAUACGAGGCAUGUCUCGAAAGUUACACACCAAAGGACAAUUACCGACCGAGUGACGAAGCCGACCUUGUUUUGAAGAAACUGCAAGCGAUUUUAUCGAGUCAAAUCGUCUCGAAACAAGUUCUAGGCGAAGUGGGCGCGUUUUUGAGCCUCAACGAAAAUCUGAGAGGGAGUUUGAGCCUACAAUCGAUUAUUUCGAGCACUAAUGACGCAAUACAAUUAUUAAUCGAUGCCUGUCCGCAGUGUUUGCUCCAGUUCGGCAAAGAUCGGUUCACACGAACCGACGAAUGGAAAUUUUUAAUUGCAUCAAUACAAAGACGCAUUUUAAGGUUAAGUCAGAACGAGGUUCUGAAACGAGUUUGUUUCUUUCACAAGAAGCUGCUGAAAGAUAUUCUAACACAUGUGGCGACAUCUAUGACGUUGGAUCAGUUGGUUCAAGUAUUUCCGCAACGUAUUAGCACUUCUGAUUCGGAUAAUCGGAACAGUGAGCUGGGUUAUGAUCUCGGUUAUUUGGAGAAUGAGUUGGAUGUUUUGAACGAAAUUCAAAAUUAUGAGCCUUUUGUGAUUAUUUGUAAGGAGACGAUGCACGCCAAUCAAAUCAACAAGCUUAUUACAACCACAGGGCAGCAAUUGUUGUGCACUCUGAAUUUGUAAUUUUGUGAUUUUUUUAUUUAUCUAUCGCUUCGACCAAAAAUUGAAACCAAAGCACAAAUCGGUUGCGAUGAUGAUGUUUUUUACACCCUAAUGUUAUUUCGUUUGUGUACGAGGGUGGUCCAAAAUGUUUGGUUUCUGAUAGUAAUUUUUGGUGCGCCCUCUGUCUUGUUAUCUAGAUUUGAGAUUUUAUUUAUUGACGUUUUUUAUUAUUUUUGGGUAAGGGAAUAAUAAGAAACGUCAUUACUGUGAUAGAUUUUAAUCCACUCUUUAGAAAAAUCAAACUUGAUGUGAUAAAAUAAUUCCAAUAAAAGUAUACAUUUUAAGAAUUG